AUGUCUUGUGCAAGGGAAAGUGGCGAAGAAGGUUUCGAGGGAAUCUCGAAAAACUGCAUGGCUACAAUGGACCGCCAAUAUGAUCCAGAUAUUACCGCGCAUGUUUGGAACAUUUGGUGGCUUUAUCAAAACCCACCUAGACUGGCCAUGGAUGGGGCGUGGUGCCACCUCUUUGGUUAUGACCAAGGUGUUAUGGGGGGUCUCCUGACCCUCGGAAGCUGGGUCAAACAGUUCCCAGAAAUCGAUGCGGUAAACAACCAAAACAGCCCUGACUACAACCAUAUCUCCGUCAUCCAAGGCAUUACUGUGUCGAGUUAUAACAUCGGUUGUUUCAUCGGAGCUGUUAUUACCAUCUUUAUCGGAGACAUACUGGGAAGAAGGAAGAUGAUUUUCGUCGGCUCAGCAAUCAUGGUCGUUGGCGCUACGCUGCAAGCAUCUGCCUACCACCUGCCUCAUCUGAUCGUUGGGAGAAUCAUUACCGGCUUUGGAAACGGCAUGAAUACCUCUACUGUGCCAACCUGGGCUUCAGAGACCUCAAAGUCUCAUAAGCGUGGAAAGAUGGUCAUGAUUGAGGGCGCUAUGAUUACUGGCGGUAUCUGCCUCAGUUACUGGGUGGACUUUGCAUUCUCUUUCCUAGAACCCAGCCCCGUCUCGUGGCGAUUCCCUCUUGCCCUGCAGAUUCUCUUUGCUCUUAUUCUCCUUCUAUUCAUUCUAGAAUUGCCUGAAUCCCCCAGAUGGCUCAUCCUCAAGGGCGACGAAGCCGAAGCUCUUUCCGUCAUCUCAGCCUUGGAGGACAAGCCUGAGGACGACCUGGUCGUUCGAACCGAGUUCACGGAAAUCAAGGAUUCGGUACUUGAGGCGAAGGCUUAUGGGUGGGCCGACCUAUUCAGCAUGGGCCCAGACAGGAACUUCCACCGGGUCGUCCUUGGAUACGUCAACCAGGUUUUCCAACAGAUCAGUGGGAUCAAUCUCAUCACGUACUACGCCCCCACCAUUUACAAGCAGUAUAUGGGAUUGGAAGGUCUUACCCCCAGCAUCUUGGCCGCUUGCAACGGAACGGAGUAUUUCAUCGCAUCUUGGUUCGCAGUCUACACCAUCGAGAAGUUUGGACGACGCACACUCAUGCUUGUCGGCGCUGCAGGCAUGUCAGGAUCCAUGGCCAUCUUGGCUGGCAUGAACUACAUGUCGCAAAGUGAUUUGGGUGGCUCAGCUCCUGGUAUCGUGUCGGCCCUCUUCCUCUUCGUCUUCAACACCUUCUUUGCUGUCGGCUGGCUUGGCAUGACUUGGCUCUACCCCGCCGAAAUCGUCCCUCUUAAGAUUCGUGCACCAGCCAACGGUCUCUCGACCUCGGCGAAUUGGAUCUUUAAUUUCAUGGUCGUUAUGAUAACGCCAGUAGCGUUCAGCUCUAUCGGUUACAAAACAUAUGUUAUAUUUGCCGUGAUUAACGCUUUUAUCUUCCCGGUCGUCUAUUUCUUCUAUCCCGAGACCGCAUACCGCUCCCUGGAGGAGAUUGAUGAUAUCUUCCGGAAGACGAAGAAGGGCUGGAGGGCUUGGUUAGAUGUUGUAUCCGUGGCCAGAAACGAGCCCCUCAGAUACGGCAAGAACGGCGAGUUGUUGAUCGAUUAUACCAACACGGACGAUCAUGUGAGGAAGAUUGAGAGCAGGGCUGGUACGAAUGAGAAGGGACAAGACGCGGGGGUUGAGCACGUCAAUCAAAAUGGCGUUGGCAGCGUUUCAAGCAGUGAUCCCGAGAAGGCUUCAGGUGACAAUGUGUAA
Molecule: messenger RNA, 1776 nt
Organism: Venustampulla echinocandica
Lineage: Eukaryota; Fungi; Ascomycota; Leotiomycetes; Helotiales; Pleuroascaceae
Product: MFS general substrate transporter
Exons: 4
Coding region: 1-1776 (591 amino acids)
Biological process (GO): carbohydrate transport; transmembrane transport
Cellular component (GO): membrane
Molecular function (GO): carbohydrate:proton symporter activity
Source: RefSeq, a predicted model, not a curated record